CAAAACGUAACGGAACAACGAGAGGUUUUCCCGAGGAUUUUUAAAGCUAGUCGGCUCGCUAGCUGACGGCAAACCAGGCAUGGACGACAAGUCAUUCACCAAGGAGUUGGACGGAUGGAUUGAACAACUGAAUGAGUGCAAACAGCUCACAGAGAAUCAGGUCAAAGUCCUAUGCGAAAAGGCCAAGGAGAUCCUGACGAAGGAGUCCAAUGUGCAGGAGGUGAGAUGUCCAGUGACAGUCUGCGGAGAUGUCCACGGUCAGUUUCAUGACCUAAUGGAGCUGUUUAAGAUCGGAGGGAAGUCCCCAGACACUAACUACCUCUUCAUGGGAGACUAUGUUGACAGAGGCUAUUAUUCUGUGGAGACAGUUACACUCCUGGUUUCUCUGAAGGUAAGGUUUCGUGAAAGAAUCACAAUUCUCAGAGGGAACCAUGAGAGCAGACAGAUCACACAAGUGUACGGCUUCUACGACGAGUGCUUGAGGAAAUACGGAAAUGCCAAUGUUUGGAAGUACUUCACAGAUUUGUUUGACUACUUGCCCCUCACUGCACUAGUAGAUAACCAGAUUUUCUGCCUCCAUGGAGGAUUAUCCCCUUCUAUAGACACACUGGAACAUAUCAGAGCGCUGGAUCGCUUGCAGGAGGUUCCUCAUGAGGGUCCCAUGUGUGACUUGUUAUGGUCAGACCCAGAUGACCGUGGUGGCUGGGGCAUCUCUCCCCGUGGUGCUGGUUACACCUUCGGGCAGGACAUUUCUGAGACUUUCAACCACGCAAAUGGCCUAACCUUGGUCUCAAGAGCCCACCAGCUGGUGAUGGAGGGUUAUAAUUGGUGCCACGACCGCAAUGUAGUGACAAUCUUCAGCGCACCAAACUAUUGUUAUCGGUGUGGAAACCAGGCAGCAAUCAUGGAACUUGAUGACACAUUGAAGUACUCCUUCCUACAGUUUGACCCCGCACCACGCAGAGGAGAACCCCAUGUGACGCGGCGUACUCCAGACUAUUUCCUGUAAAGAUCACGGGGGAAGAUGGCCACAGGCUUGAGAAAAGAAGCAUUCAUUAUCCCAUGGACCAAAAAAAAAAAAUGUGUGCCAUAAUCACAAUGAAAUGGAAACUAUCAUAUCCAGCUAAAGACCACCAUCUUUUCAACUUUUUCCUCUCUGUGCAUGAUGUUUUUAUUGCUAGAAAUGAUUGCUACUAUGAAAAUUACCGUCACAAUACCUGCUGGUUUGUCAGGAAAAACGAAUGAACUAAUGCUGAGAAUAACAACUAAAUGUAAGUAAUCUUUGUGUUAGGGUGUUAAUGAUGACCAGAGUGUGUUGCCGUAUACGGUAUAUAAGCUGCAUCUUUCACUUGGCAUGGCCUCAAAUCAAAGGUUGCAGUAAAUAUAAUGUGAACUCUUUUCUUUUUGUAACUGAAGCGCAACGGUUUAUUUUGUGAAGUGAGAUGAUAGGGUUAGAUGUCGGAAGUGGAUGUGUUCUCUUUGCACUUUUGUAUUUGAUUUUUAUCACAUGGCACUAACAGAGUACGUUCUUUUUUAUACCCUGUUAUAGUGUAAGUAGCUCUCUUUCUGCUCUGCUGUCUCUUACAAGAGUUAGUGUAAUUCAUUUAAGUAGGCAAUAUUGGUACAAAUAACAUCAGUUGUAAAAAGAAAAACUAAGUAAAUGUU
This is a messenger RNA of Toxotes jaculatrix (banded archerfish), 1665 nucleotides long. RefSeq names its product serine/threonine-protein phosphatase 2A catalytic subunit alpha isoform-like. The record is from RefSeq and is a predicted model, not a curated record. Gene Ontology annotation, biological process: mitotic cell cycle; peptidyl-serine dephosphorylation. Gene Ontology annotation, molecular function: protein serine/threonine phosphatase activity. The transcript has 7 exons. Gene Ontology annotation, cellular component: cytosol. Lineage: Eukaryota; Metazoa; Chordata; Actinopteri; Toxotidae. Bases 80 to 1009 code for a protein of 309 amino acids.